AAUUUUCCAUUCCAAUACCACUCAGGUCACCAACAUUUACUUGUAGCACGCAAGCGAUUUCCUCGGAUAAUCAGACUGGAGUUGGCUGGUCCAAGACUUGUCGCGUUACACAAGUCCUUGACGUUAUGAUGUCAUCCGUUUGAACCAUCCUUGCGGGAGUAUAAAGGAGGGGAAAGUUCUUUUGCCAACUUAACAAUACUUCGUCCCUUCUAUCACACAAUCAAAAUGUCAGCACGUUCAGGAGCUAUGAUGUCCAACGUUGGGAAUCCUCAGGUAUACGAAGCGAAUGAGCAAAGAACGUCAAAACAAACAGACAAGAACCCGAAAAAGAAGUAUGAUGAGGGACAGGAACACGCACACCAGGAUCUUGACUCCAAAGACGAACGGAGCAUAGGCAACAGACUCGCCGCUGCCCUCAAGCACUCACGUAGCGAAGAAUCAAUGAACCCCUUCGCGGAUCCUAACGUCAAUCCUCUUGGACCAGCCAUUUCUCAUGGAAACGAGCCAUCAAAAGGAGCCAAGGUGGAUGCAGAACUCAAAGCCGAGGAAGAGGAAUUAUUGAGGCGGAAGGGGAAGGCAUGAUUGUGUAUGAGCCGAGCAUAUCCAGAGCUAAUUUUGCUGGGCGUGUUGUACUGCAUUUGUACGCUAUAGUCAGGACUAGAAUCUGCCGUCUGAACGGGCAUUUGAGAAACCGCAAAUUGUUGCA
Messenger RNA from Suillus clintonianus, 706 nucleotides. RefSeq lists its product as uncharacterized. The transcript has 4 exons. The record is from RefSeq and is a predicted model, not a curated record. Bases 226 to 582 code for a protein of 118 amino acids. Lineage: Eukaryota; Fungi; Basidiomycota; Agaricomycetes; Boletales; Suillaceae.